This is a messenger RNA of Trematosphaeria pertusa, 1527 nucleotides long. RefSeq lists its product as uncharacterized. The coding region runs from base 1 to 1527 and encodes 508 amino acids. Lineage: Eukaryota; Fungi; Ascomycota; Dothideomycetes; Pleosporales; Trematosphaeriaceae. The record is from RefSeq and is a predicted model, not a curated record. The transcript is spliced from 4 exons.
AUGGAUCCCCUCACCAUUACCAGCACCGUCAUUGCCAUUUCAGCUCGAUGCGUUCGCACCGCUCGCGCACUAUAUGACCUCCGCGGAAAGUACCGGGAUGCUUCCAUGACCAUCACGGCUAUCUACUCUGAAUCCACAGUCAUCUCAACCUCCCUUGCCCAUAUCCAAGGCCUCUGUACUAGGAACCCAGAUGCGUUGCGAUCGACGCUACUAGAGCGCCCCGAGUUGGAAGCCACUUUUGACCAGGCGCUAACGGGCUGCGUUCUGGUCUAUUCGGUCCUGGAUGACGAGGUCCAGCGACUGUACGUCGCUAUUGAAAAAGACGGGUUGGCUGGAUCCAUGGGGAGGAUCAAGCUGAUCUGGAAGGAGGAUGCGAUGCGGGAUGUGCUAGUCCAAAUACGAGGGCAGCAGGCCGCAUUAGGGUUGUUGAUCCAAGCGCUUCAGAUGGGUUCUAUCCAUGAUAUUCGGAUACUGCUAGAGAACAACACCACCGUCUUGCAGAGCGUUGCCCAUCAAACCACCAGGUUCCGCCACGCCAACCCCCGCGUCAAAGCCCCCGGCUCCGUUUUUGAGCUCGAGAUAGACGAUGUUGCGAGUCUGUACUCCGUGGACUCGGUAGCUACUUCCACGAACUUCGCCUUUGAUGAUCUCGUCGUAAACUCGCAAGCUUAUCGAAGAGCCCUCGCGCAAUCGAGGGGCAGCGUGAAUCUGGCUCCUGUACAAGAACAGUCGGAGAAUGGAUCAGACGCCGAUACAAUAGUCGAAACACCGAAACCGGAGCACGGGAUGACACACGAGGAAGUACAGCACCUGCUGAAUGAACACGAAGUACUGAAACAGAAGUACCAACUGGUCAAGCGAUAUUUCUUUGAGCAGCAGUCAGAGAUGCAUCAACUGCAGGCCACUGUGGCGAACCUCCAAAAUAAAAUCGAAACUCUUGAAAACGAGAAGGAAAAAGAGAAGGAAAGGUCUGCGGUCGAAAGAGAUCGCUUACUCGCCGAGAAAGACGAAAUCGAGAAAUCAAGGGACUUCCUCGAGGAGGAAAAUCGGCGACAUACCGACUUCUUCCGCCAGAGCGAGGAACGAAGAAAAGUCCUGUUUGCGCGCUAUGACCAGGACAACAAGCACAAAGCCGAGAGGCUACAGCAAUUGGAAGUGCAGAUUGCCAAAGAGAGAGAGAAACGUAUGCUUCUGGAAUCUGCCAACGCGGAUCUGUCCACGAAGUUUGACAAGCGUUGCAACGAUGUAGCAGCGCUCGAGGGGAAACUAGGCGCUUCCACACAGCAGCACGUGAAGAGUGAGAGUAAAAUUGAAGAACUGACCUCCAAUCUCGCGACCAAGGAGGCGGAGCUACAGCGGUACAAAGGGUUUGAGUCUAUCAUCGAGCAACUCAGGCUCCUCUCACCCGGCCUCCCAGCAAGUUCGCCUGCUCCGAAUACGCGGCCUUCUAGUGCCAGCCACAAUCCAUCGGCUCCAGUCUCCCCCGCUCCCAAGUCUACACCGAAGAUGCCUUCUCUCAUGGACUAG